GAUUCCAUGAAUGCCUUGGUCCUGGAUCUGGACUACCCGGCUCUACGGAAAAACAAAAACAUAGAUGCCUUCUUAAACAGAUGUAAGAUAGAAUUGCUUUAAGGCAGACCUUGGUAAUAAGAUGCUUUGCAUUAUCUAAGGUAGCAAGAAAGAGGGAGAUUGCAAAAGCAAGCCAGCACGAUGGAUGCGUUGCUAUGGUGAUUUCAGAAACAGUGCAAAUCAACAUCCAGUAGAAAACAACGCUACGGCAAAAGUAAAAAUAUUUGAACACUGGUGGCAAGUCCCAUCUACCGUGGCGGCUGACGGCAUUCACCGCCAGGCUCAACAGCAUUUACCUUCGUGCUCUCAUUGAAAACAAUGACAUCCGGUUUGCCGUCUACCUCGUACCAUCUACACGCAGCUGAAGCAUGGAGAUAUCCAGAGCACAUAAAUGUAGCUAUAUGAAUUGGGACUGGUAAACUGAAGUGGUACAGAGUUAGCUCUCAGUUGACUUCAUAUCUCCUUAAUUCCCGGCUACUUUCAACAUCGUAAUCCAUUGUCAUCCUUAGGGUGCAUUUGUAAAUUCACUCUGGUGUGUCAGUGCGCUCUGGGCCAUUCAUAAUUCAGAGUGUUGUCAGAUAGUCCUUGUUCAGAGCGCACACUGGACGCUCUGGCUGAGGCGUAGGGUUUAUCCAAGCAUUCUGACCUCACAACAGCAGUCAAGGACCCAAGCUAACUGGCUAAAGUUGCUUAGCUUGCUAGCUACUUUCAGACACAAAUCGAGAGCUUGGGACUAUAAGGGUCAUCUGCAUUUUUGUGAAAAUGUAAUAAUUGACAUAGCCUUGUUCUGUAUUAAUGUUCUCUUCUCAAACGAUAUACUACCCCCCCCGCCCCCUUUAAGGUGUCUAAAGCGUUCCACAGGGAUGCUGGCCCAUGUUGACUCCAAUGAUUCCCACAGUUAUGUCUAGUUGGCUGGAUGUCCUUUAAAAUAAAUAAAUUGGUCAUUUAGCAGACGCUCUUAUCCAGAGCGACUUACAGGAGCAAUUAGGGUUAAGUGCCUUGCUCAAGGGCACAUCGACAGAUUUUUCACCUAGUCGGCUUGGGGAUUAGAACCAGCGACCUUUCGGUUACUGGUACAAUGCUCUUAACCACUAAGCUACCUGCCGACCCCAGAGGCUUUGGGUGGUGGACCAUUCUUGAUACACACUGGAAACUGUUGAGUGUGAAAAACCCAGCAACGUUGCAGUACUUGACACAAACCGGUGUGCCUGGCACCUAUUACCAUACCCUGUUCAAAGGCUCUUUUGUCAUGCCCAUUCAUCCAAGUUUCAAUUGUCUCAAGGCUUAAAAAUCCUUCUUUAACCUGUCUCCUCCCCUUCAUCUACACUGAUUUUAAAGGGGGUUCAAUAAGGGAUCAUAGCUUUCAUCCGGAUUCACCUGGUCAGUCUAUGUCAUGGAAAGAUCAGGUAUCCUUAAUGUUUUGUACACUCAGUGUAGUCCAAAGCUAUCGUAAUGAGAGAAGAACAUAUUCUGAUCAUUUUACUCACCCUAUCAGAGCUGGUUAGACUGUUUUCAUGUUAUUAGGAGGUUUAGUGACUGUAACCGUGCUACUGGCAACAAUUUCAUUCCGUUUUUUAGCCAACGUUUACCAACACCUGUCAUAACAGAGUUUAGUGCAUUCGUAAAUUGAUCAAUUAUUCUGCACUCUGGUGCACUGUCAAACCAGAGUGCUCUGAAAUUGGAUUGUUUUGCCUGUGUGAAUGUACAAACUCACCCUUAGUUACGGGUUUAUAACAAUUAACUACAGUUUCUGUAUCAACCCUGCCUUGCAAUAUUUCAUAUAAUAAUAAUAAUAAUAAUAAUAAUAAUAAUAAUAAUAAUAAUAAUAAUAAUAAUAAUAAUAAUAAUAUGCCAUUUAGCAGACGCUUUUAUCCAAAGCGACUUACAAUCAUGCGUGCAUAUAUUUUUACGUAUGGGUGGUCCCGGGGAUCGAACCCACUACCCUGGCGUUACAAGCGCCAUGCUCUACCAAUUGAGUUACAGAGGACCACUAUAUAAUAACCAGUAUGAAACCCGACCCAUAACAUAUAGUAUCACCCUUACUGUAGCAAUUAGUGAUACAACACAGGUAGACGAGCAACUUAAUGUAAAGUGUUACCAACCUUCUUCCCUCUCACUAGCCUGGACUCGCUCUGGAGAAGAGCGUCUGCUAAAUGACUAAAAUGUAACAACUGCACAUUUUAAAUUUAUACAUUUGAUUAUUAUUAUUAUUAUUAUUAUAUUUUUUAUAUUAAAUAUUUAACCUCUGUGAGGCCCUUGCUGACCUGUCCUUUGAACACAACCAUUUGUGUGGGCCUCUGUUGCCAUGGUAAUCCAUGUGACCUCUGACCUCUGUCUGUCCUGCAGAUGAGAAGGCCAUGGUUAAGAUGCGGGAUCUGCAGUUGAAGCUGGAGGACUUUGACAGGGUCAAGAUGAUCGGCAGAGGAGCCUAUGGAGAGGUGCAGCUGGUGAGAAACUCCCUCUGUGUGUACUUGUGUUUGCACCGCAAAGAUACAAUGAUAUAUAAACAGAUUGAGAACAUUUACAUUCCUUGCUGCCCGUGUGAGUGCUUGCGUCCGUGUCUUCCUCUUCCAGGUGCCUGCCUGUCUGUACUUUUUCCCUCUGUGUAUUUUUCAGCUUCUGUGUACCUUGUAAUAGAGGCAUGUUUAGACAGGUCCAGUGUGUGUGUGUGUGUGUGUGUGGGGGGGGGAGGGAAAGAUUCAUUUUGUUUUUGAAGUUGCGUGAAGAGGGGGGGCUGGGGGAUCUGCGUGUACAUGUUGUUCUGUGGGUGUGUCUUAUUAUGUUUUUGUGUGUGUUGUCAUGUAGUUUGCAGGAUGUUAUGUUAUCAAGGGCCUUCAAUGGCAUUAUCUGCAACUUUGUGUCACGGUUAAAGUGACAUUGUAUCUUGUGUCUAUUGGUGACUGUUUUAUGUUAUACAUUUGUUUUUAUACUGCCUUCUUUUGACGGUUUCCCUCGUGAAAGAGAUCUUAGAUCUCAGUAGCGUCUACUACUUGUAUAAAUAAAGUGUGUUUCCCUCGUGAAAGAGAUCUUAGAUCUCAGUAGCGUCUACUACUUGUAUAAAUAAAGUGUGUUUCCCUCGUGAAAGAGAUCUUAGAUCUCAGUAGCAUCUACUACUUGUAUAAAUAAAGUGUGUUUCCCUCGUGAAAGAGAUCUUAGAUCUCAGUAGCGUCUACUACUAAAGUGUGUGUAGCCGCAUGUAUGUGUGGGGCCGCGUGUGUAAUCUUAUACCUCAUCAUGUAACUCCCCUCCUCCAGGUUCGUCACAAGGCGUCUCAGAAGGUGUACGCUAUGAAACAGCUCAGCAAGUUUGAGAUGCUCAAACGCUCGGACUCCGCCUUCUUCUGGGAGGAGAGAGACAUCAUGGCCUUCUCCAACAGCCCCUGGGUUGUCCAGGUGAGAGGGAGGGAGAGGGUGAAAGACACACACACGUACAGUACACACUCCUCCCACGUACUCUAAAUGUCAAUCAAUGUAGGCUGUUAUUGUUGUGAUAUCCCAUCUAUCUGUUUUCCAGCUGUGCUGUGCUUUCCAAGACGACCGCCACCUCUACAUGGUCAUGGAGUAUAUGCCCGGUGGCGACCUGGUCACCCUGACCAUGAACUACGACAUGCCAGAGAAGUGGGCCCGUUUCUACACUGCCGAGGUGGUGCUGGCUCUAGAUGCCAUCCACUCUAUGGGUUUCAUCCACCGCGAUGUGAAACCGGACAACAUACUACUGGACCAAAAUGGCCACCUCAAGCUGGCUGACUUUGGCACCUGCAUGAAGAUGGACUCUGUGAGUUUUGAUGCAGGGGAGCUGGAGAAUUGGCCUGGGUCUAGGGCAAUGCUUCCCAAUCCUGGUCCUGGGGACCCAAAGGGGUGCGCAUUUAGUUUUUUUCCCUAGCACUAACACACCUGAUUCAAGAAUCAACUCGUUAUCAAGUCUUCACUUGAAUCAGGUGUGUUAGUUCUAAGGCAAAAACACAAAUGUGCAGCCUUUCGGGUCUCCAGGACCAGGAUUGGGAAGCUCUGAUCCAGGACCUAGACUGGGCAGGGGGGGGUUUGCUGAGUGAGACUCCAUCCUAACCCUAAAUGGUAUUGUUAUGGUAAUUAUCUCAAACACCAAACUCAAGCCCUAGACCUUACUUUUUUCAGCUUUUGUCUGUAACUUAAUUCUAAAAUUAGCUAAUUUUAGACUAUUUCCAAGGCAAUUAACUGUCUACUGCUAAAAUCUGGUUUUGGGGGAAUUUCACUGCUCCAGUGCACCACCAUGUGGUGAGACUUUGAAUUGUUUAGUUUCAAUUUCCCCGUAGAAAUUCCAUCAGGUUAAUUUGCUGAAUCAUGUCUUACAUUUACAUUUUACAUUUUCAUCAUUUAGCAGACGCUUUUAUCCAGAGAGACUUACAAAUUGGUGCGUUCACCUUAUGAUAGCCAGUGGGACAACCACUUUACUAUAUAUAUAUAUAUAAUGUUUUUUUUUUUAUAUAUAUAUUUUUUGUUAUUUUUUUUUUGGUUGAAGGAUUACUUUAUCCUAUCCCAGGUAUUCCUUAAAGAGGUGUUACAGGACAGGUAAGGUGUGGCAAAAAGCUCUUGGACAAAUUUUAUGGGCCAGUUUCCCAGACACAGAUUAGGCGUAGUCCUAGACAAAAAAAUUAUGUUGAAUGUAGAGUCACCAUUGAAAGUGCUUCUUAUUCCAGGACUAGGCUUAAUCUGUGACACCGGCACAAUAUGUUUCACUGUUUAGGUUACCUGCUUUAACUAUGUCUUCAUCUCUGUCUGGCUGUCUCCCCACUUGCCUCUCCGUGUGUCCGUGUCUCUCAUUCCAGACGGGCAUGGUCCACUGCGACACAGCGGUGGGGACACCGGACUACAUCGCCCCCGAGGUGCUCAAGUCCCAGGGGGGGGACGGCUACUACGGACGCGAGUGUGACUGGUGGUCCGUGGGGGUCUUCAUCUUUGAGAUGCUGGUCGGUGAGUGAGUUUGUCUGAUCCUGAAUAAGAAUGGUGUUGAGGAUCUCAAUCUGACUGUUGACCUGCUAAAGUUAAUUCGCUUAGUUCUGUCAUUUGGAUUGCCGUUAAGCUACUAUAUCAAAGAUGGUUUGAUUAACCACGCUCGGGUGAUAUGUAACCUUGCCUGAGACCUCAAGACUUGUGUUAGCUUAGCGGGCUAAAAGUCUUGUGGCAUGCAGUACACCUAGGUUUAAACCCAGUUGGUCACACUACUAGGCUAUUCGUGUUUAUUGAAGCCAGUUUAACCUCCCCUGUAAAGCCUAACAUAAACCCAAACCCUGUUAUUAAAAUUUCACCUCUCUUUUUAGGCGACACCCCAUUUUAUGCCGAGUCACUAGUGGGAACUUACGGGAAGAUCAUGGAUCACAAGAAUAACCUCCACUUCCCUGAUGAUGUGCAGAUGUCCAACGAUGCCAAGGACCUCAUCUGUGCCUUCCUGUCUGACAGGUACAGUAUGUUUAUAUGUUAUAUUUGAAGUUCUUCAAAUAGCCACCCUUUGCCUUGAUGACAGCUUUGCACACUCUUGGCAUUCUCUCAACCAGCUUCACCUGGAAUGCUUUUCCAACAGUCUUGAAGGAGUUCCCACAUAUGCUGAGCACUUGUUGGCUGCUUUUCCUUCACUCUACGGUCCGACUCAUCCCAAACCAUCUCAAUUUGGUUGAGGUCGGGGGGAUUGUGGAGGCCAGGUCAUCUUAUGCAGCACUCCAUCACUCUCCUUCUUGGUAAAAUAGCCCUUACACAGCCUGGAGGUGUGUUGGGUCAUUGUCCUGUUGAAAAACAAAUGACAGUCCCACUAAGCCCAAACCAGAUGGGAUGGUGUAUCACUGCAGAUGCAGUGGUAGCCAUGCUGGUUAAGUGUGCCUUGAAUUCUAAAUAAAUCACAGACAGUGUCACCAGCAAAGCACCCCCACACCAUAACACUUCCUCCUCCAUGUUUUACGGUGGGAAAUAAACAUGCAGAGAUCAUCCGUUCACCCACACAGCGUCUCACAAAGACACGGCAGUUGGAACCAAAAAACCUCAAAUUUGGACUCCAGACCAAAGGACACAUUUCCACUGGUCUAAUGUCCAUUGCUCGUGUUUCUUGGCCCAAGCAAGUCUCUUCUUCUUAUUGGUGUCCUUUAGUCGUGGUUUCUUUGCAGCAAUUCGACCAUUAAGGCCUGAUUCACAUAGUCCCCUCUGAACAGUUGAUGUUGAGAUGUGUCUGUUACUUGAACUCUGUGAAGCAUUUAUUUUGGCUGCAAUUUCUGAGGCUGGUAACUCUAAUUAACUUAUCCUCUGCAGCAGAGGUAACUCUGGGUCUUCCAUUCUUGUGGCGGUCCUCAUGAGAGCCAGUGUCAUCAUAGCGCUUGAUGGUUUUUGCGACUGCACUUGAAGAAACUUUCAAAGUUCUUGAAAUUUUCUGUAUUGACUGACCUUAAAGUAUUAUUGCCAUAAUGUGGACUUGGUCUUUUACCAAAUAGGGCUAUCUGCUGUAUACCCCUCCCUACCUUGUCACAACACAACUGAUUGGCUCAAACGCAUUAAGAAGGAAAGAAAUUCCACAAAUUAACUUUUAAAUUGAAUUGAAAUGCAUUCCAGGUGACUACCUCAUGAAGCUUGUUGAGAGAAUGCCAAGAGUGUGCAAAGCUGUCAUCAAGGCAAAGGGUGGCUAUUUGAAGAAUAUCAAAUCUAAAAUAUAUUUUGAUUUGUUUAACACUUUUUUGGUUACUGCAUGAUUCCAUAUGUGUUAUUUCAUAGUUUUGAUGUCUUCACUAUUAUUCUACAAUGUAGAAAAUAGUAAAAAUAAAGGAAAACCCUUGAAUGAGUAGGUGUUCUAAAACUUUUGACCGGUAGUGUAUGUGGGAGAAAAGCUGUCCCGCUUUAAACGAAAGUUGCUUAACGAAACCUUCAUAGUCCCUUAAUAAGACCUAUAUGCUUCAGGAAUCUUUAGCUUGAGCUAAUGUCAUGCCACAUAAAGGGAGGAAACCUUUUGGCAGAGCACCAGACUUAAAGUUAUGUAUUAUGAAUUUGCUUAUAAAUGAUUUGUGAAGUAUCAAUGUAGUGCUUAUGAACACUAUAAAUACUGUUAUUAAGCCUUGAACAACAAACAAGGUUGUUCUUGGUUUAAACUGGGACCAGAAAAGUUAAGAAGAAGUUUGAAAAGAUGGGAAUGAAACCUGAGUGAGUGAUUCUUUGAUAAAUGUCUAUUAGAUACUUAGCAUCACAGAAGUAGUAGUAGUUGAUGGGAGUAGAGGUUAUUAAGAGGUGGGACGUCAGAGGUAUAGUAGACGUCAAACACUAGCCCUUUCUGCCUUCUACUCCCCUUCCUCUCUGCUUAUUUUCUCUCUCACUCACUCUGCAGUCUCUCACUCACUCUCUCUCACACACACUCUCUCACGCAUGCACAUACACGCACUGAGAUGCACACACGAACACCCACACACACCCAUACACACACACACACUCCCUACACACACCAAGGUUAUUAUAGUAAACGAAAACUGAAAAUAAAAUAAAAAAACAAUUUAGUAAACUGAAAUAAAAAUAGAGAAAACAUUUGUAAAACUGAACUGAAACUAUUAUAUUUCACUGCAAAAUGACCUAAAAUAAAAACCAUCAUAAAAUAUUUAUUUUUUGUUUUUUUCUUCUAAACUUUGGGCAAAAAUCGAAUUGGGUUUUAAAGCUUUUUUUUUCUAAUGGGGUUUUCAAACUCUGGCAUGUAAAUGCUGACAGUAGAUGGCGAUGUUUCAAAUAUACCUAGCUUGUGCGUCACUAUCACUAGCUAUCAUUAUCUAACAGGGAAGAAAUUCUAGGGCGAGCACGGCCUGGACUGGGCCAAGCUAGAACAGUUGCUGGAGCCGUUCGCAAUCCACACCGACCAACUUCAAGCUGACAGCCAGUCGCUGUCUAAUGUGGUGCCGUGCCUUCUCAACCUAUCCACACCGACCAACUUCAAGCUGACAGCCAGUCGCUGUCUAAUGUGGUGCCGUGCCUUCUCAACCAAUCCACACCGACCAACUUCAAGCUGACAGCCAGUCGCUGUCUAAUGUGGUGCCGUGCCUUCUCAACCAAUCCACACCGACCAACUUCAAGCUGACAGCCAGUCGCUGUCUAAUGUGGUGCCGUGCCUUCUCAACCAAUCCACACCGACCAACUUCAAGCUGACAGCCAGUCGCUGUCUAAUGUGGUGCCGUGCCUUCUCAACCAAUCCACACCGACCAACUUCAAGCUGACAGCCAGUCGCUGUCUAAUGUGGUGCCGUGCCUUCUCAACCAAUCCACACCGACCAACUUCAAGCUGACAGCCAGUCGCUGUCUAAUGUGGUGCCGUGCCUUCUCAACCAAUCCACACCGACCAACUUCAAGCUGACAGCCAGUCGCUGUCUAAUGUGGUGCCGUGCCUUCUCAACCAAUCCACACCGACCAACUUCAAGCUGACAGCCAGUCGCUGUCUAAUGUGGUGCCGUGCCUUCUCAACCUAUCCACACCGACCAACUUCAAGCUGACAGCCAGUCGCUGUCUACAGUCGCUGUCUAAUGUGGUGCCGUGCCUUCUCAACCUAUCCACACCGACCAACUUCAAGCUGACAGCCAGUCGCUGUCUAAUGUGGUGCCGUGCCUUCUCAACCUAUCCACACCGACCAACUUCAAGCUGACAGCCAGUCGCUGUCUAAUGUGGUGCCGUGCCUUCUCAACCAAUCCACACCGACCAACUUCAAGCUGACAGCCAGUCGCUGUCUAAUGUGGUGCCGUGCCUUCUCAACCAAUCCACACCGACCAACUUCAAGCUGACAGCCAGUCGCUGUCUAAUGUGGUGCCGUGCCUUCUCAACCUAUCCACACCGACCAACUUCAAGCUGACAGCCAGUCGCUGUCUAAUGUGGUGCCGUGCCUUCUCAACCUAUCCACACCGACCAACUUCAAGCUGACAGCCAGUCGCUGUCUAAUGUGGUGCCGUGCCUUCUCAACCAAUCCACACCGACCAACUUCAAGCUGACAGCCAGUCGCUGUCUAAUGUGGUGCCGUGCCUUCUCAACCUAUCCACACCGACCAACUUCAAGCUGACAGCCAGUCGCUGUCUAAUGUGGUGCCGUGCCUUCUCAACCUAUCCACACCGACCAACUUCAAGCUGACAGCCAGUCGCUGUCUAAUGUGGUGCCGUACCUUCUCAACCUAUCCACACCGACCAACUUCAAGCUGACAGCCAGUCGCUGUCUAAUGUGGUGCCGUGCCUUCUCAACCAAUCCACACCGACCAACUUCAAGCUGACAGCCAGUCGCUGUCUAAUGUGGUGCCGUGCCUUCUCAACCAAUCCACACCGACCAACUUCAAGCUGACAGCCAGUCGCUGUCUAAUGUGGUGCCGUGCCUUCUCAACCUAUCCACACCGACCAACUUCAAGCUGACAGCCAGUCGCUGUCUAAUGUGCUGCCGUGCCUUCUCAACCAAUCCACACCGACCAACUUCAAGCUGACAGCCAGUCGAUGUCUAAUGUGGUGCCGUGCCUUCUCAACCAAUCCACACCGACCAACUUCAAGCUGACAGCCAGUCGCUGUCUAAUGUGGUGCCGUGCCUUCUCAACCUAUCCACACCGACCAACUUCAAGCUGACAGCCAAUCGCUGUCUAAUGUGGUGCCGUGCCUUCUCAACCUAUCCACACCGACCAACUUCAAGCUGACAGCCAGUCGCUGUCUGAUGUGGUGCCGUGCCUUCUCAACCUUGACACUUGCAGUCAACUACUGUUGCAAAACAGUUGACACAGGUCCUCCUGAAGUCACUGCGUGAGCGCUUCGCAUGCAUACUGAAUCCUCUGGCAGCCAACUUCGAUCCAACCCCUGCAGCAGGUUGCCUGAUUUGAGAUGGAGCCACUGAUGAGGGAAGCAGUCUUUUGUACUUCAGCAACCAGAGAGUACAGCCGUGGAGAAGCAGGAUCCCUGCAAGGUGCCAGCACGUUGAAUCCAGCAACCAUCUCGCCCACAGUUCUUCAAAAAUAUAGCUUCCUCACAUUGAAGAUUGUGUCUGAGGUCACUGUCCAGCCGCAGGGUGAACCUGGCAGGGCAUUAAGUGCCCUGUGUGAGCUGUGAAGGGGGGCAUGUUUACAGAGUCACCUCUCCAGUUCUGGCAGGCAAGGAUGGCUGUUUAUCCAAAGCUGUGUCCUGUGGCACUGGAUCUGGUGUCUGCCCCUGCAUCCCAAGCGUUCAUGGAGAGAAUAUUCAGCUUGUCAUCAGGCUUGAGAAACCGAACGACCACCUCCUCUGGAAUGCAGAGGUUUUUUGAAGAUAAACCAGACAAUCUAGUUUGGUUGAACAGAAACACACACACACACUGGCUGGCUGUGAACUGAUAUAUUUGUGAAGAAGUGUUUUAUUACUUAUGUUUUAGCUGUUGUUGUAGAUGGUUUUUAUUAACCCUAUUUGAAGGGGGUAGUCAGUGAUGCAUGUUUAAUAUUACAUAAACAUAACAUGUCAAAUGUGCUAUAACUUCAUUUGUUGUUUUUCCUCUCUCUUUCUGUCAGAUAAAGGUAAAGGUACUUGAUUCUUCUUACAUCUACUACUAAAGUUUUAAAAAGCAUUGGAUUGAUGUAAACAUGGUUGAGAGUUUCCUUCCACCAUAUUUCUUCCACCAGUCUCUUAUCCUUUAAGUCACAUUAGGAAUGUUUUAUAAUUUAAACCUAACCAAACCUAUGUGCUGGCCAUGGGGUUGUAUGGAGUCCUCUAGUGGCCAAAAGCCUGUGUUAGCAUGGGCAGCACCAUUGAGGCCUUUCGCCAUUUUGAUUUAGUCAACUGGGCAGGACUUCGAACUUCAUUGGCUGAUGCCUCCUGAUAACCCGGUUGGCGUCGUGACAGCUGGGUCAUCAGGAGGGAUCAGCCAAUACAUUUUACCUGUGAAGAAAAUAUACUAUUUCCAAGAUGGAGAGGGCCUUAAUGGGGCUGCCCAGGCUCGCACAGACACCAUCAUGACACUGAUACAGAGAUGUUAUGUCUAUCCAAGUCUAUGGUCCUGGCCCAUCACCUUAUGUAUUACUGCCCCCCAGUGGCAAGAAGUGACACUGGGGGGCAUCAGUCAGUAAGGACUUGGUCCCUUCCCAUCUCUCUACUCACCAACUAACUCACUCAGUCCGUAAGGACUUGGUCCCUUCCCAUCUCUCUACUCACCAACUAACUCACUCAGUCAGUAAGGACUUGGUCCCUUCCCAUCUCUCACUCACCAACUAACUCACUCAGUCCGUAAGGACUUGGUCCCUUCCCAUCUCUCACUCACCAGCUAACUCACUCAGUCCGUAAGGACUUGGUCCCUUCCCAUCUCUCACUCACCAGCUAACUCACUCAGUCCGUAAGGACUUGGUCCCUUCCCAUCUCUCACUCACCAGCUAACUCACUCAGUCCGUAAGGACUUGGUCCCUUCCCAUCUCUCACUCACCAGCUAACUCACUCAGUCCGUAAGGACUUGGUCCCUUCCCAUCUCUCACUCACCAGCUAACUCACUCAGUCAGUAAGGACUUGGUCCCUUCCCAUCUCUCACUCACCAGCUGACUCACUCAGUCCGUAAGGACUUGGUCCCUUCCCAUCUCUCUACUCACCAACUAACUCACUCAGUCCGUAAGGACUUGGUCCCUUCCCAUCUCUCACUCACCAGCUAACUCACUCAGUCAGUAAGGACUUGGUCCCUUCCCAUCUCUCACUCACCAACUAACUCACUCAGUCAGUCAGUAAGGACUUGGUUCCUUCCCAUCUCUCACUCACCAGCUAACUCACUCAGUCAGUAAGGACUUGGUCCCUUCCCAUCUCUCACUCACCAGCUAACUCACUCAGUCAGUAAGGACUUGGUCCCUUCCCAUCUCUCUAUUCUGUCCCCAUUUCUAUUUUCUCUCUCUAUUUGGCAGUUGGCCCUCUCUUGGUGUUUUGGUAUGCUCGCUCUCUCUUUCUCUCCUGUCUCUCUUUCUCUUCUCUCCAUAUUUCUCUUUCUGUAUUACCCUAUAUCUCUUUCAUGCUCACUCUCGCCUCAGUAUUCUGGGCUUCGGGACAUGCUCUGUGUGUCUGCCAUGGUCUCUCCCAUCAUGUUUUGUAGUGGGGCAGAAACACACCCCUCCCUUGCUCCAUUCCUCUUGGCUGAGUCUGGAAUGUCCCACAUGUGGCAGCCCAAACUGCCGCACCCCUACAGCCCUGCGGCAGAGGAGGCGGGAGGCCAGAGGGGAACAGGGAGGGAGGGAAGUGCAGCAGUAGAGAUAGUGGUGUGCCAGUAGUGUUGUUGACUAGUCUGCUCCCUACUUUGCUAUAUUCUAUAUUCUCUCCAUAUCACUACUCUUACUGGCUGCACUUACUCUGGUCCUACUGACCGUUACUGACCGCUGCAGUGGUCGUGAGGCGGUCCAGCCUGGUCAAUCAGUGGACUGUGGUCAGUGCCUAGUGGGCUAGUGGUCGCUCCAGCUGUGUUGAGGAAAGUGGCGCUUUGUGUUCAGGUUGCUGUCGAAUUUGCACGUUUGAGUGAGUGACCGCUCUCUGACCGCUCCGUCCCAUUGGCUAUGUACAGGGAGGUGCGUCUGGGGAGGAACGGCGUGGAGGAGAUCAAGAGACACCCCUUCUUCACCAACGACCAGUGGACCUUCGACACCAUCCGAGAGAGUAAGUGUGUGUGUGUGUUUGUUCAGUCAAGCCAUGUGCGUAUUUGUGCGUGUAUGUCUUCAGUCAUACAGUGUGUGUGGUUAUUUGUGUGUGUGUUCAGUCGUGUGUGUGUGUGUGUGUGUGUGUGUGUGUGUGCAUGUUGUCUGUGUGCCUGUCUAUCUGCCCCUCUCUCUCUCUCUCUGACUCCUUCCCAAUCUGUCUCUCCAUCACCCAACUUGUUAUUGUCAUGACUUCACACUACAGUUCAUUCCCAUGUAGGGAGUCUGAAGCAUUGGGCUCUACUCUAUCUGUGGUCUAUCAGCAGAGACUGAGCAGAACAGUCACAUGUCUAUCAUCAGCACUGCAGCACAACCCUGCAUGGCCAUAGGCCGUAUGUACAGUAUCAAUCGUCUCAGAGUAGGAAUAAUGAUCUAGGAUCAGGUCCUUCCUGCUGUCCAUUUUAUUUGAUUAAUUGUGAUCUAAAAGGCUAAACAGAUCCUAGAUCAGCACUCCCGCUCUUGAUGCAUACUGAACUAUUACUAAUCGUUCAUUAAAGCAUACUACACUGUGCAAUGCUGUACAGACGUUCAUGCUUGGUGAGUAGUAUGUACUUGUCACAGAGAGAGAUCGCACACAUGGGCUCCUCAAUCCUUCCAUCCUCACUGAGUUUGAUAUCAUGUGACAGAAAUCUACUGAAAGUGUUAUGGUGGGAUCGCACACACACACACACACACACACACACACACACACACACACACCACACACACAAACACCGAGAGAGAAAUGUUGGAAAAGCUGCUUGCAGUUAUCCAGUACCGCCAGAUCAAACAAGUCACUAAGGAAGGAAGGUAAUAAGGAAGGAAGGGAAUAAGGAAGGAAGGGAAUAAGGAAGGAAGGGAAUAAGGUAGGGGUCAUAGCUGUGCACUUACACACUCCCCACCAUGGAUUUAAAAGCGUAGGAUUGGUGUUAGCAUUGGCUGGGGGAAGUUUCCACCAUUGCCAAAUCAAUGGGAGAAAGUCUGCAAGUGGAUAAGGAUGGAGAAUCGGAAGGCAGUCUCACUCUCUCAAGUCUGCUCAUUAGCUAGCAGGCUAAAGCGGCCCCAUUUCUGACUGUUGCCUGAAAUAAAGCUGUAAAACUCUCGGAUGUGGGAGACUGGGGCUGCGUCUCAAAUGGCACUCUAUUCCCUACAUAGUGCACUACCCUAUGGGCCCUGGUCAAAAGUAGUGCCCUAUAUAGGGAAUGGAGUGCCAUUUGGGACGCAGCCUGGGUGCUAGCAAGCAUGAUGGAGCAAGGGAAAGAGGGAGGGGGGUGGAGGUAGCCCCCCCUAGGUUCUGGCAGGGCUGGGUUGAAGUAAUGAGAGGGGGCGCCCCAGAACCGCUGCACCAGGCCCCAGAUCAGAUUCGAGGGCGGUCGCUCCCUCCUCUCUCCACUCUCACUGUGGCCACAGCUGCCUGUCAUUAGCCUACCCGCUAUCAGGGAGCAUGCUGGGAAAGCCGCGUCGCAAUUGGCCUCCACGGUGCCGGGACCGUGUCUCUCUCUCUCCAGUCUCACCGCACAGCUCUUGCUUUUCGCUUUUUCUUUAAUUCCCUCUCUUUUAUUGCUCCCUCUCUCAUUUCUCUGUCUCUCUCUCCUGUCUUUCAUUCGUCCACCAUCUCUUGAUCUCUCCCUACUGAGGGUUCUGUCUUGACUUGGUUCUCUUUGCCUGGAGCCAGAAUGGAUCCUGUUGAAGAAAUAAGAUCCAACAUGGCCGCUUAGUUUCCUAGCCAUCAGUGACAUCUUUUUAGGUUGUCGAGCAACUGGGCUCUGCUCGGCUCAGCUUUCGCCUCCUGGCCCCUUGACACAUUUCUGUCUGGCUACUGUACAGCCGGAGGCCUUUAAAAGAGCAGAAGAAGGGGAGUUGGUUCUUUCUCUCCCAGAGUGUUUAGGCUGGGUGUGUGAAAGGCAACAGUGUGUGUUGGGGCACAAAGCGGUACUGUAGGGGGAGAGAGGAGUGGUGGGUCUGGUGUCCGCCCCACGCCAGCUCGCUCGCUCCUACUGCUUGUGCCCAGGGUGGCUCGGUGUACCACACACACACACACACACACACACACACAGACUACACACACUUAGAACAUCACAGUAUAGUGAAAAAAUCAUCUCUGAUUGAGAAUCGGAGGAGCCGACGGUUAUCUCUGUGUUAGUGUCUCUUGAUUGAGACCAGUUUUUGCACUAAGCCGAGUUGGUUGAUUUUAGACAUCUUUUAACCAACUAUGUAUCCUUCCUCUGCCCAAACCCACACUAUUUCCACCCCUUCCUGUUCUCUCUCUCGCUCUCUCACACACACACUCUUUGCUUCUUUCUGACUGCAUCUCUCUCUCUCUCUCUCUGCCUCUCUCCUCCCUCUCUGCCCCCAUCGUCCCCUCUCUGCCUCCCUCUCUCUCUCUCUCUCUCUCUCUCUCUCACACUCUCUGCCUGUCCCUCCUUCAGCCGUGGCCCCAGUAGUGCCGGAGUUGAGCAGUGACAUAGACACCAGUAACUUUGAGGAGAUUGAGGAUGAAAAAGGUGACGUGGAGACCUUCCCCACACCAAGGGCCUUUGUGGGCAACCAGCUGCCAUUCGUGGGUUUCACCUACUUCAAAGACGACCAGUAAGGCUGAUUGGUUUCUAUCUAUUCUAAGAGUUCAGUUUUCCAUCUAUACAGUGUCUGUAUAUAGUUAUGUUAUUGUUAUAUUUAGCUUCAGCAAGCUAGCCAAUUAUCCAGGAAUCUGGUUUGGUUUACUACAUUCUAAAUUGGAAUGAAUUUGAAUCUAUGUACUGUAUGUUUUUUAAGGGAGUUUUCUUGUUAGCGAACGGUCUCUGUCUUUAUUCACUAGGGUAUUUGUUUUUGUAAGGCUCUCUGUGCUCUGCAGGAAAUGUGCUUAAGGUCCGCUCUGCCUGUAGCUAGAGAGGGAUGGAGGGUGAGAGAGAGGGAGAGAUUGUGUUUCACACAUGUAGAACUGGAAGACUGUUUUAAGCCAGUUGUACACUGUGCGUCUGUUCCUGCUUUACACUGCCUCCUUGUUCCAAUAGCCCUUCUAGUAAAUCCACUAGGCUCAUGAUAAAAGUCUGAUCUUAUGAUCAUGAUCAGUGAAUGGGGAUUGUAGCGCUGGAGUCUGAAGUGGGUGGGUUCUGGGUUGGGCAGGAUGUGUUAUGGGGUGGGAUGCUGGCAUGGGCACUCAGAGGGCGGGGGAGGUUGGCAUGGCUGGUAGGGCACCUCAGGUAAAGCCAGUUUAAAGACCCACACCCUCUCUCCUACUCUACCAGACUGAUGAGCGGUGUGAAUAAAGUGAUCUCUGUGAAGGAAUCUGAAGACUGUUUGGAUAGGUGUGAGGAAAAACAGGACAGCAUCAAAGGAGAGGUAGGUUGUUGAAUCGUUGCGUAUAUACAUGUGUUUGGGUUUGUUUGCUUGUUUUAAAGCACAGCUGGGAGCAGAGGGGAAGAUGUGUACUCAGAAGGCACAAGACUGACAUUUGAGUCCAAAUGAAAUGCAAUGUAGUAGCUCUCAAGACUAACCAGUACAAUAGAACACUCGUAUAGACAGACAUAAUUCUAAGACAGACAGGUUGAAUAGAACACUCAAUUAUCAGACAGACACAAUAGAACUAUCUAACAGACUAGAACUCUCUGAAAAUAUCCCAUUCUCAGACAGACAAAAUAGACAGACAGACAAAACAACUGUCAGACUGACAGAACUCAGCGCUGUGAUUACCAGACAGAACUGUCAGACUGACAGAACUCAGCGCUGUGUGACUACCGACAGAACUGUCAGACUGACAGAACUCAGCGCUGUGUGAUUAACAGACAGAACUGUCAGACUGACAGAACUCAGCGCUGUGUGAUUAACAGACAGAACUGUCAGACUGACAGAACUCAGCGCUGUGUGACUACCGACAGAACUGUCAGACUGACAGAACUCAGCGCUGUGUGACUACCGACAGAACUGUCAGACUGACAGAACUCAGCGCUGUGUGAUUAACAGACAGAACUGUCAGACUGACAGAACUCAGCGCUGUGUGAUUAACAGACAGAACUGUCAGACUGACAGAACUCAGCGCUGUGUGACUACCGACAGAACUGUCAGACUGACAGAACUCAGCGCUGUGUGAUUACCGACAGAACUGUCAGACAUAUUGAUACCUGAGUGUGCAUCUGUUGAGCUCCAUGUUAGUGUGCAUACUUGUUAACUCUCCUUCCAUGUCUUCUUCAGUCAGAUCAGCUGCAGGAGAAGCUCCAUCAUCUGCAGGAGAAGCUCCAUCAUCUGGAGGAGCAGCUCAAUCAUGAGAUGGAGGCCAAAGACCACCUGGAACACAAGUGCAAGUAGGGCUCACCUCAGAAUACACAUGUGCACACACACACAUACUGCAUGACUGAACACACACACACACACUCACUCACACACACAUGCUCCUCUCUCCCCAGGACUACCACUAGUCGUCUAGAGAAGCUGGUCAAAGAACUGGACGAAGAGGUGAGACUGGGUGAUGUGCAGUAUGUAUAGUUGAUGGUCAGUAAUGUUUUGGCACAUCACACAUGAACCCUUCGCUGUCCAUGUAGAUGAGCAGCAGGCAGAGAGUGGAGUCUUCUCUGAGGCAGCUGGAGAGAGAGAGAGCCCUGCUGCAGUACCAGAGUGCAGAGAACCUCCGCAAGGUGGAGCUGGAGGCGGACAGGAAACGCAGCCUGGAGAACGACCGUAAGCCCACGCUGUGUGACGCAUGCAUAUGGAACCAUAGAAAUAGAAUCAAUUGAACGGAUCUGCCCAUUCAAGGGUUAGAGCAGCGUUUCCCAAACUUGGUCCUCAGGAUCCGAAGGACACAGUUAGAGGUUCCAAGCCCUUUCGAUGGAUUAUAUUUCUAUGUAUGUAACAUUAUCUCAUUAUCUCAACAUUCUGUCAAUGAAACAGUUGUGAAUCCCAACUAGACCCCCAGCCCCUACUCCCUAGCCCCUACUCCCUAGCCCCUACUCUCCAGCCCCUACUCUCCAGCCCCUACUCUCCAGCCCCUACUCUCCAGCCCCUACUCUCCAGCCCCUACUCUCCAGCCCCUACUCUCCAGCCCCUACUCUCCAGCCCCUACUCUCCAGCCCCUACUCUCCAGCCCCUACUCUCCAGCCCCUACUCUCCAGCCCCUACUCUCCAGCCCCUACUCUCCAGCCCCUACUCUCCAGCCCCUACUCUCCAGCCCCUACUCCCUAGCCCCUACUCUCCAGCCCCUACUCUCCAGCCCCUACUCUCCAGCCCCUACUCUCCAGCCCCUACUCUCCAGCCCCUACUCUCCAGCCCCUACUCCCUAGCCCCUACUCCCUAGCCCCUACUCCCUAGCCCCUACUCCCUAGCCCCUACUCCUCUCAGAUCUAUAGUGCCUAGAGUAUAAGGGCUAGGGGUUGAUUUGGAAUUCAGCAAUUAAGUUAGGAUUUUAUCCCUCCACACACUCCAGUUACCUUUACCUUUUCAGGAAGAGUAGCUGCUGCCUUGGGGAUCACAUAAUAAAUACAGAUACCCAAUAUUCUCCUGUCCAUCUAUUUCCUCACCUGUACGCUUUCUCACUCUUACACACCUAUACACUGAUUGACCUGUCCACCUGAUUGUCCUUGUCUAGUGAACAGCCUGCGGGACCAGCUGGAAGAGCUGAAGAGGAGGAACCAGACCUCUCAGAUGUCCAAUGAGAAGAACAUCCAUCUGCAGAGACAGGUGAGGCAGAACAGUCCAUCUCUCUACCUUCUCUGUCACUCUCUCGCUCUCUCUCACUCCGCACUUGAGGCUACAUGUGCCACCAAUUCUGCACUCCUGAAUUGACUAAUAAAGAUAAAACUCCAACCCCCCCCCCCACCCCCAGCUGGAUGAGGCGACAGCGGUGCUGGCAGAGGAGCAGGAGGCGGCGGGGCGGCUACGCAGGAGCCAGGUGGAGGCCCAGAAGCAUUCCCAGGCCCUGGAGCUCAGCCUCAGGGAGCUGGUGGACAAGUGCACCCAGCUGGAGAACGCCAAAAUGGGCCUGGAGCAGCAGCUGAUGGGCCUGCAGGCCGACCUGGAGGCCGAGAGGAGGGACAGCAGUAUGGGGACAGAGACUAUAGUGGACCUGCAGGGUGAGACUUGGUUGUCAAAUGGACAGAGUUUGCACGUUUGUAACCAUUCCAUUGGUUCCAUAUUGACACGAGUGACAAAGGGGUAGGGUUUGCAUUUCAUUGGUUAAAUUGCGCCAGGCAAGCUCAACCAAGCACAGCUAGGACCCAGGUCUGCCUGAGAGUACGUCACUCUUACAGAGGGACUGUGUUUUGGAAACUUUGGGACAUUGGUCAUUGCGUCCAUUCAGUUCAGACGGGACAGUUUGGAACAGGCAAGUAAUUUUGUUUGCUCUGAUGUCUCAUAGUUUUCCCUCUUUCAAAGUCUCCACUUGGGUGGAGUCAGGGGCAACAAGGAAAAUAAACAUUGACAGAUGUUAUUUUUACACAUUAAAGGAGGGAAUGAGUGAAUGAAUGAAUACAGGUAGAUGACGUAAUCUCUCUCCUAGUAUUCUGUGUGAAGCCUUGACUGAACAGGUGUGUGCUCUCCUUAGCUUGGUGCCCUCACAGAUAGCAUGAUGCUGCCCUCACAGAUAGCAUGAUGCUGCCCUCACAGAUAGCAUGAUGCUGCCACCACAGAUAUGUCGGAGCGAUACUAAUGUCUCAAAUCUCUUUUCCACACUCAAUUCAAUUUCAAUUUAAAGGCUUUAUUGGCAUGGGAAACGUAUGUUAACAUUGCCAAAGCAAGUGAAGUAGAUAGUAAACAAAAGUGAAAUAAACAAUAAAUAUUAACAGUAAACAUUACACUCUCUCAUUCUCCAUCUCCGUUUCUCUCACUCUCUGUCUCUCUCCCUGUCUCUCUCCCUGUCUCUCUCCCUGUCUCUCUCCCUGUCUCUCUCCCUGUCUCUCUCCUGCUCUCUCCCUGUCUCUCUCCCUGUCUCUCUCCCUGUCUCUCUCCCUGUCUCUCUCUCUCUCUCUCUCUCCUCUGUCUCUCUGUUGUCUCUCUCUCUCUCUCACUCUGUCCUCUGUCUCUCCCUCUCUCUGUCUCUCUCUCUCUCCCUGUCUCUCUCUCUCUCACUCUGUCUCUCUCUCACUCUGUCCUCUCUCUGUCACUGUCUGUCUGUCUCUCUCUCAGGACAUAUCCAGGGUCUGGAGGAGGAGGUAAAGCAGGUGAAGUGUUCUCUCUCUGAAAUUCAGACCGAGAAGAGGCAGCUGCAGCAGAGACUCACUGACAAGGAGAAGGUAAGAGGCCUGGGUGGUGAUCAUUAGACACCAAAUGGAAGAAAACGGACUGAUGCGAGUGAAAUAUUUCAAAAUGUUUAAAAAAUGUGCCAUGAUGAACACAACCCUCCACUCCACUCGUAAGACCUAAUGAAGCCCGAGAUAGCACUCGGGAUCCAUUAGAUUUCCCCAAGCCCAAAUCGACCUCUAGCCCCUACCCCCUUCUUGGGGAGAUCUGAGAGGAUUGAAUAGGUGUGAGCAACAUGAAAAAUAUUUUCCUAUCAGAGAGUGAGAUAGAUCUUCUAUUGAUUUAAACCUAUUAGAGCUAAUCAUCUCAAGUCCUCUCAGGUCUCUCACAGGGGCGGAUGUCCCCUCUUGAUCCUGUGGAUGUACACAUAUUACAGCCACAAACAAACAAACACACAGCUGACCUUUGACCUCUGGUUGGGCCCAUUAGGAGAAGAGCAACCAGGAGAUUGACCUGACGUUCAAGCUCAAGUCGUUGCAGCAGAGUUUUGACAUAGAGGAGGCCGAGCACAAGGCCACCAAGACACGCCUUGCUGACAAGAACCAGAUCUAUAAGUCCAUUGAGGAGGCCAAGUCUGAGGCCCUGAAAGGUGAGAGGAAGAGAGGGGGGAAGACAAAGGAGAGGUGAUUGGGGAUGGAUAGAUGGAUAGAAAUGGAGCAUAUUAGAGAGAAAUGGAUGUGAAAAAAGAGAGUUCAAGAAACUACUCAGUCAAUAAUGACAAUUUGGAUAAAGAUGUUGGCUAAAUCACCAUAUUAUACAAUUGUCUAUUAUUAUAAUAGUUAUCGUAACAUUGUCUCCAUCUUGUGUUUGUCAGGGAUGGAGCGGACGCUGCAGGAGGAGCGGAGCUCCAAGCUGCAGUUGGAGUCCAGACUGCUGCAUCUGGAGAAGGAGCACUCCAUGCUGGACUGUGACUACAAGCAGGCCCAGAACAAACUGGAUGAGCUGAACACGCACAAGGACAAACUCGCUGAGGAGGUGUGUGUUGGGGGUUGUGUGUGUGUGUGUCUGGGCAAGCCUGUGCGUGUCUGUACAUGCCUUGUGUGUCUGUGUGUGUGUUGGGGGUUGUGUGUGUGAGAGAGAGUGUGUAGAGAUGUGCGUCUAUUUUGUGUUUGGUGUUUAAGUGAAGACUUCUCUCUGUUUAACAGCUGCCAACAUACAGGGACCUGCAAAAAUAAAGGAAACGCCAACAUAAAGUGUCUUAAUAGGGCGUUGGGCCAGAAAAGCUUAAAUGCACCUUGGCAUAGAUGCUACAAGUGACUGGAACUCUAUUGGAGGGAUGCUCCAUUCUUCCAUGAAAUUCCACCAUUUGGAGUUUUGUUGAUGGUGGUGGAAAACGCUGUCUCAGGCGUCGCUCCAGAAUCUCCAACAAGUGUUCAAUUGGGUUGAGAUCUGGUGACUGAGAUGGCCAUGGCAUAUGGUUUGCAUCGUUUUCAUGCUCAUCAAACCAUUCAGUGACCACUCGUGCCCUGUGGAUGGGGCCAUUGUCAUCCUAUGGGGGCAUAGCCAUGGUAGCCAAAAUAAUGGCCUGUCCAGCAUUUUUAUACAUGACCCUAAGCAUGAUGGGAUGUUAAUUGCUUAAUUAACUCAGGAUCCACACCUGUGUGGAAGCACCUGCUUUCAAUAUACUUUGUAUCCCUCAUUAAAUUAUUUUGUCAGUUACCUUCAGGUCUGACUAACAUUACCAUCUUGCUCCUUCUCUCUCCUCUCUCUCUGUCCUCUCUCUCUCUCUCUCUCUCUCUCUCUCUCUCUCUCUGUCUCUCUCUCUGUCUCUCUCUCUGUCUCUCUCUCUGUCUCUGUCUCUCUCUCUCUGUCCCUCUCUCUCUCUCUCUUGUCUCUCUGUCUCUCUCUGUCUCUGUCUCUGUCUCUCUCUCUCUGUCUGUCUCUCUCUGUCUCUGUCUCUCUCUCUGUCUCUCUCUCUCUCGCUGUCUCUGUCUCUGUCUCUCUCUCUCUCUCUCUCUGUCUCUCUCUCUCUCUCUCUCUCUGUCUCUGUCUCUCUCUCUGUGUGUCUCUCUCUCUCUGUCUCUGUCUCUCUCUCUCUCUCUCUCUCUCUCUGUGUGUCUCUCUCCUCUCUCUCUCUGUGUCUCUCUCUCUCUCUCUCUCUCUCUCUCUCUCCCCCCCCCCCCUUCCUUCCGCCUCUAGGUGAAGAACCUGAGCCUGGGCAUGGAGCAGGAGGAGCUGAAGCGCAGGCUGAGCCAGAAUGA
Coregonus sp. 'balchen' is the source of this 22069-nucleotide messenger RNA. Lineage: Eukaryota; Metazoa; Chordata; Actinopteri; Salmoniformes; Salmonidae. The record is from the annotation of a GenBank genome assembly.